This is a messenger RNA of Colletotrichum higginsianum IMI 349063, 1278 nucleotides long. Its product is annotated as L-galactose dehydrogenase. The transcript has a single exon. Gene Ontology annotation, cellular component: cytosol. Bases 1 to 1278 code for a protein of 425 amino acids. Lineage: Eukaryota; Fungi; Ascomycota; Sordariomycetes; Glomerellales; Glomerellaceae. Gene Ontology annotation, molecular function: D-arabinose 1-dehydrogenase [NAD(P)+] activity. The record is from RefSeq and is a predicted model, not a curated record. Gene Ontology annotation, biological process: dehydro-D-arabinono-1,4-lactone biosynthetic process.
AUGGCCACCACAACAAGCCUCGACCCGGCCGCCCGGCCGCCCAUCUCCUCCGUCCUCCCGCCUCUGUUCUUGGGGACGGCGACGUUCAACACCCAGCACGUCAAAGACCCCCUCCAGAUGCCCUACCGCGAGAUCGUCUCGAGGGCCCUCGAGCUCGGCGUCAACGGCUUCGACACCUCGCCGUACUACGGCCCCUCCGAGGUCCUCCUCGGCGACGCGCUGGCCGCCCACGCCGCCGCCACAAACGCCCCCAGAGACUCCUACGUCCUCGUGACCAAGGCCGGCCGCAUCGCCGGCAACGAGUUCGACUACUCGCCCGCCUACGUCCGCCACUCCGUCCUCCGCUCCCUCAAGCGCCUCAACACCACCUACCUCGACCUCGUCUACAUGCACGACGUCGAGUUCGUCUCCCCCGCGGAAGUCCUCGCCGCCGUCCGCACCCUGCGCCAGCUGCGCGACGAGGGCCACAUCCGCUACGUCGGCAUCAGCGGGUUCCCCGUCCACGUCCUCUGCGGCCUCGCCGAGAUGGUCCUCGCCGAGACGGGCGAGCCGCUCGACGCCGUCCUGAGCUACGGCCACUUCACCAUCCAGAACCCGACCCUCGGCCUGCCCGAGGUCGUCGCCGGGCCCGACCACAACGACGACCGGAGCCCGCUGCGGAGGUUCCGCAACGCCGGCGUCCAGGUCGUCCUGAACGCCAGCAUGCUCGGCAUGGGCCUGCUCACGUCGACCGGCAUCCCGCCGAGCUGUGGCCCCGAAGGCGCCGCCGAGCAGGGCAAGGCCGGCGUCAUCGCGUCGUGGCACCCGUCGCCUGACGAGCUGCGCGCCGCCUGCAGGCAGCUCUCGACGAUCGCGACUGCGGCCGGCGAGCGCCUCGAGACCGUCGCCCUCCACUGGUCCAUGGAGGAGUACGCCCGCGUCGGCGCGCUCGCCGGUCUCGGCGUCCAGCUGCCGGGUCAGAGCGGCCUGCGGGUCGGCGGCAGUGUCAUGGGCGUGACCAGCACCGCCGAGCUGGAGCAGACGGUGCUGGCAUGGCGCCAUGUGCUCCAGGGGCUCGCCGGUGGCGGCCCCGGUCGGGCCCCCUCGACCGCGAGGUACGAGAAGCUCAAGGCGCUCGUGGAGCAAGAGAUGUGGCCGGCGCUGGGCGUCUGGAAGGGCUACAGCUGGGCCAGCCCGGACGACGGCUUCGAGAACGAGAGGGCCGCGGAGGACAUGGGCUCGGUGCCUGAGGAGGAUGAGCUGAUGAACUUGGUGACCAGGAUCCCGAGCAACUUGUAA